UGCCGCCGCUGCUGUGGGAAGGUUUCGGAUGUUGGUAUAAUUUGCGGUUUUGAACAUGGCUGGUGAAUGACAUUAAGUAAUUUCCAAAUGUGUGUUUUAUCGUAACAGUUAAUUAUAAUUUACAUUUUAGAAAUGACAUCUACUAAAAUGAGCGAAAGGAAAUUUACAAGAGCACUAGGCAAACCUGGAAUGGCCGCUCAAUUACGUGAGACAGUAUCACAAGUAGUUCGAGAAAGCACGGUUCAGAACAAGCCACAAUUAGUUGAACCAAUCGAUUUUGAAACUUUUAUCUUAAAGAAUAAGACUUUAUUGCAAAAUGAUCCUCAGCGAGAACUGUUGCUGUAUCCAUCGGAUGAUGUGUCGCAAGUCGUUUUACCGAGGAGAUUUCGCACUACUGUGCACAGUGUGCCUCCGACAUUGGAUACGGCCGAGUGCGGCCGUUUCACGAAGGAAUGUCUCAAAAGCUACACAUCCAACUGGAAUCUUAUUCAUUAUAAGUACAGUGCCUAUUCAGGGACCUACUUAGAAUUGCCAAAAAUAUUAAAGUCUGAUGAAUUGAAGGAUGAAGUGUAUGAAGUUGACACAGACGCAGACCAAGUUGAUGAGGAUAUUAUUUCCAAGAACGAUGGCAUCACUAAACAAGGGUACCUUAUGAAAGGACCUGAAGUCGGCUCUGACAGAAUGUUCGUGAAUAUUGGCUCCAAAUCCUUCAAACGACGUUACUGUUAUUUAAGGCAAGAGGUGGAUGGAACGUACAUCCUGGAGUUACACAAGGAUGAAAAGAAGGGAGAAGCAAAGGCAACAAUUGUUAUGGAUUUCUGUACAGAAGUAGUGCGUAAUGCAAAAAGAGGACGAUUCUGCUUUGAGCUGCGGAUGACGGCAGGACACAAGUCAUACAGUUUGGCCGCGGAGAAUGAAUCAGAAUUGCAAGACUGGUUAAGUAAAUUGAAUUCUGUUCUUCAACAAAAUAAAAUACAAGAAGAGAAGAGAGCUGCUUCGUUGGAAAGAGCUAGCAGUACUCCACCUCCUUCCCCCCAGCCAUUUCAAAUGUAUGGCACUUUGAAAGGACUGGAGCAGAGUAUGAAUCCUCAGUUAAUGAAGUACGCUCGCGAAACAGACGUUUCCAUAGCUCUGGCAAGAAGAGAGAAUCGCCGCAGACUGUUCAGCGUAUAUCCUCACAUGCCUCAUGUGAAGAAUGGCAAUACAAACUCCACAGAACAAUGUGUAGAACCGUAUCGAGAACAGUUUGGACAGAGGCUUCAAGUUUGCUGUGAAAGUAUAAGAUUCCGCCUUCAGGCCCCUAUAGAUGGGGAGAAGGAGGCAUUGUGCCAGGUUGAACCGUAUUUUACAACUCUAGCAUUAUUUGAUGCAAAACAGGGUAGGAAACUAACAGAAAAUUUCCAUUUUGAUGUGAAUCAUCCUCAAGUUCGAAGUAUGGUGCCUUCUAUAUCUAAAAAUGGCUCAGUCGAUGAACCUGAAAGUUUAUUACCAUCCGAGCUCCAGCAGGUACCGGAGGAGUGGCUCAUGUAUCCAAAACAGGCUGUGUUUAAUAUUAGCAACCCACACCCAGACAUCUUUAUAGUAGUUAAAAUAGAUAAGAUCCUCCAAGGUGGCAUUUGCCAAACAGCAGAACCAUACAUCCGCAACACGAAAGAUCCUCGCCUUGGACUCAGAGUGCACAAAACUGUGAAAACAUGUUGUCAAAGACUGGGGAACUACAGAAUGCCGUUCGCAUGGACGGCUCGUCCACUGUUUAGACUGUACACUAAUGAACUGGACACAUCAGACUUCCCAGCAGUUUACCGCCAAGAGGGAAAUAGACUGAAAGAUGAAGAAAUAUUGAAGAUUCUCUCAGAAUUCCGAAAACCAGAUAAGAUGAGCAGAUUGACAGUGAUUCCUGGUUGGGUGAAGAUUAAAAUUCAACCAAUUACAGAACUUCCUGAAAAUUCGUUAACUACAUCAUUAUCUCCACUGAAACCAUUUCCAUUACCUCCAACAAAUGAGCCAACGAUAGAAAUGAUGGAAUUUGAAGGAACCUCAGAGAAAGAUGUUCAUCCCUACACAACAUUUCUUAAUCACCUUUAUGUGUACCCACAGAGUCUCAGUUUCGAUACUCAGAAGACGUUCACAAGAGCAAGAAAUAUCGCAUGUGUUGUGGAACUGAGGGAUUCAGAUAGCGAGGGAGCUUGUCCUCUGUGCUGCCUGUGUGGUCGACCAGGCGGUCCAGUUUUUGUGCGCCAGGUGUCCUGCACUGUGCUGCAUCACAGUACAAAUCCAGCUUGGUAUGAGGAGAUAAAGCUGAGACUUCCUAUUCAUCUCCAUAGCAAACAUCACCUUCUCUUCACAUUCUAUCACAUAUCAUGUGAACCUUCUAAGAAGAAGGAAAGUGGCAUUGAGACUUGUGUUGGCUACGCUUGGUUGCCGUUACUUCAGAAAGGAAGGUUGAAUGUUGAAGAGCAGGUUUUACCUGUAGCAUCACAUCUUCCGCCUGGCUAUCUGUCGGUUCAAUCUUUGGGUCUUGGAAAAGGGUAUUCUGGUCCAGAGAUUUUGUGGAUAGAUAGUCAGAGACAGAUCUUUAGUGUGAACUUCCAAUUGGUAUCCACAGUUGUUACUAGAGACCAACAUCUGCACAAUCUAUUUGCUUACACAGACAGAAUGUUGGAACACAGAGUAACUCCCGCCCCACCUUCGGAGACAGAAAUCUGCAAAAUUCUCAAGGCUGCACAUGCAAUCCAGUUGCCAGCUGCUGUUACUUUUCUGCCGAGCCUCUUAAAUCACCUAUUUAGUCUCUUGGUGGUGACCUCUAGUGAGGAAAUUGGACUUAAUGUCAUCAGGGUUUUGAUACACAUCAUCCAUAUGGUCCAUGAGGCAGGGAGGAAGGAGAUUCUUCAGGCAUAUGUCAAGUUUGUGUUUGUCCCACCGGGUGUGUCUAGUUCGACGACUGUGCAUGAAGAAAUGAGCCGACACUUGCCCACGUUGCUGCGUCCAGCCAACACAGAUUUUCUAGUCAUAAACAAGUUCACGCAUCACUCCAACUUCUUCUUUGAGGUUAUGGUGAAGAGUAUGGCUCAGCAUCUUCUAAGUAGUGGGCGUAUCAAGAUGCACCGGAAUGAGAGGUUCUCUGCUGACUUUUUGUACCGCAUCCAGAAUUUGGUGCAAGUUUUGUGUCCGUACUUGAUCCAGAAGUACAAGGAGAUGCCAGUUGAAACUCAGGAGCUUAAUCGCAGCCUGGCUAACUUCCUAAAGAAGUGCCUAACAUUCAUGGACAGAGGCUAUGUUUUCAAACUUAUAAAUUCGUAUAUGGAUAAGUUCAACCCUGGGGACCCAAAGACUCUCUAUGACUACAAGUUUACGUUUCUCCAGAUCAUCUGCUCACAUGAGCAUUAUGUUGUGUUUAAUCUCCCAGUUCUUCACUCAGGGGUGGGCAAUAAAGGCAGGAAUGAUUACAUGAAUGAAUACUCCUUGUCGGAAGAGUUUUGUAAGCAGCAUUUUCUUGUGGGUCUGCUGCUUCAAGAAGUCAGGACAUCUCUCAAUGAAGUAUUCCAGAUACGCAAAGUAGCUGUUUCAACUCUCAGGGAUCUCUUAGCCAAACAUGAGUUAGACGACAGAUACCAGAACAAGGGCCAGUUGGGACGCAUUGCAGCCGUCUACAUCCCUUGGUUGGGAAUUGUGUUGGACAAUUUGAAUCGGCUGAAUGCCGUGCAAGACGCAAGUGGCAGCAGGCAUGUGGACCCGCACCACACGUACAGCUCAAGCAGCAGGUUUUCAAACAGUAGCUCAUUCCUCAACCUCAGGGACUCGGGGACGUCCGUGGGAACUCCUAAAUCCCUCAAUAGGUUCACAAUGCAUCUUGACAGUAACUCAAGCGCCAGAGUUUCCACACACUUCAGAGAUUCAUCUUAUUUUGCGGCAAUAGCUGGCCAAGGGCUUGUAAAUGGAAGUUCUUCUGUGAGCCUGGAAUCAGAGUCUUCCACUGUGUCAGGUGAUGGCCACUCAACGGUGUCGCAAGAAACAGCCAUAAUUAGAGAUCCCAAAGAAGAGGCAAUAAAAGAAGGAAGCAGUAAAAGACAUUCUAGGUCGUUGAGUGUAACACAGUCCAACCAGCCCAUGCGUUGUGAUAAACUACAGUCCACUGAAGUGAAGGAUCUACUUCUGUGUUUUCUGUUUGUCGUCAAAUACCUAGGUGACGACUGCCUGAUUGCCUGGUGGCAUCGAUGUACUGAAAUGGAAGUGAUGAAUUUCUUCAAGGGCUUGGAAAUGUGUCUUCACCAAUUCAAGUACACUGGUAAGCGCCAGAUAGCAGCAAAAACAGGCGGUAAACUUAUCACGACCAAGGCCAUGACGUUGCCGGCACGAAUGCAGCCUCCAGAUUUCUCUGGAGACAGCCCUGUGCUUCCAGCCCACAGUGGGAGCAGCAGCGUAGGCCGGGAUGGCAUUCAGCAAAUUGUGUGUGAGAGUGAUGCCAGUAAGCUGUAUCAAGCCUUGCUGGAAGCGAACAUGGCAACAGAAGUUGGACUCAUUGCUUUGGAUGCACUUGGUCUCUACUGCAUCCAUUUCAAAGAUAAUUUGCUUGCUACCGAGGGAGAUAACGUUAUCAUGAGGAAGGUUUUUGACAUAUACCUGUCAUUCCUGCAAGUUGGUCAGUCUGAAACUUUGUUCCGCCACGUGUUUGCCGCGCUCCGCGCAUAUAUCAACAAUUUUUCUGUCGCUCUGUUUCAAGUGACAAAGUACUUUGUUGCUCCAGGCAAUGCUUCUCUGUGUGGAAGGCUGUGCUAUGAAUUGCUGCGUUGCUGUAAUAGCAGGCUGUCAACUAUUCGUCAGGAGUCGUGCGCUAUUCUGUAUUUACUAAUGAGGAGCAACUUUGAGUUCACUAGUCAUAAAGGACUGACGAGAGUGCAUCUCCAAGUUAUUAUAUCAGUGUCGCAGAUGCUAGGAAAUGUGAUAGGACUGAAUAAUGCUCGAUUUCAAGAAUCUCUUUCUUUGAUCAACAGUUACGCUUCAAGUGAUAAAGUCAUGAAAGGAACAGGAUUCCCUGGGGAAGUGAAAGAUCUGACAAAACGUAUCCGAACCGUACUGAUGGCAACGGCACAGAUGCGAGAGCACCAUCAUGACCCAGAAAUGCUUGUUGACCUACAACACAGUCUUUCCAACUCUUACGCUUCCACGCCAGAGCUUCGACACACGUGGCUGGAAACAAUGGCGAGGAAUCACGUCCGUGAUGGAAAUUUCUCGGAAGCAGCAUCGUGUCAGUUGCACAUUGCAGCUCUCAUGGCCGAGUAUCUGAAGCUUAAGAAUGUUCAGACAUGGGGGGCUGAGGCGUUUGGUAAAAUUUCUUCCAACAUUCCUCAGGAUGAAAGAGGUUUCAAACUUGAUGCAGGGGUCCAGGACAUCCAGUAUACAGAAUAUAUAUUGUUGGAACAAUUAGAAAAAUGUGCUGAAUAUAUAGAGAAGGCCGAACGAUACGAGCUGCUGGGUGAACUGUACCGAUUGAUCAUACCAAUACACGAGCAGAAACGUAAUUAUGAAGCUCUUGCUCAGUGUUAUCAGUCCUUGGCACAAGCUUACAAUAAGGUCGUGGAAGUGUCGCAUACAGGAAAGAGACUCUUAGGGCGAUACUACAGAGUGGCGUUCUUCGGACAGGCAUAUUUUGAAGAGGACAGCGGAGUGGAAUACGUGUACAAAGAACCCAAAGUGACAUCUUUGUCAGAAAUCUCUGAACGAUUGUACCAUUUAUACUGUGACAAGUUCAGUCAUGAUGUUGUGAAAAUCAUCAUGGAUUCUGUCCCAAUUAAUCCAAGUGAACUGGAUGCAAAGUAUGCUUACAUCCAAGUUACGCACGUAACUCCUUACUUUGAGAAGCUUGAACUGGAAGAACGCCAGACGGAAUUUGAACAGAGUCAUGACAUCAGUUGUUUCAUGUUUGAAACUCCAUUUACAAAGGAUGGGAAAGCUCGCGGUAACCCCGAAGAUCAGUGGAAGAGGAGAACUAUUCUGACAACUCAUUACUCAUUCCCGUACGUGAAGAAAAGAAUCUGUGUGGUAAAGCAGCGAGUGCAUGAGCUGAGUCCAAUUGAAGUUGCUUUGGAUGAGAUGCAGAUGAGAGUCACUGAGUUGGAGGAAGUUGUCUUCAUGAAGCCAACUGAUGCCAAGAAACUGCAGUUAAGGCUUCAGGGAGGUGUGUGCGUCCAAGUGAAUGCUGGCCCGCUCACGUAUGCGUCAGUGUUCCUUGACCCAAACCAGGUCUCUCAGUAUCCUGAAGAAAAAGUUGAAGAUCUGAAGGAUGUGUUCAGAGAGUUUGUCAAGAUUUGCUACACGGCCCUGCAGAUAAAUAGCAAACUGAUUACGUCAGAUCAGCAUGAAUACCAAGAAGUGCUACGACAAAAUUUUCAGAAACUUUGUCACAGUCUGUCUUCUUUGUUUGGAGAAUCGCUUUGGCCAGAUGAAGAGAUGGGCUGUUUCAAGAGGAACAGUCAGGCACUGUUCAGCGUGAUCAGCGGUGCAUCAGGUAACUCGAGCUCCGCAUAGUUACAUCCACGUGAGUGUUCGUUCCACGUUUGGCAAGUUUGUCGUAAUGUCGAUCGUUUGGAUUGUGCAAUUGGUUAUUAGUCAGAAUUUUAAUGUGAUAAACUCAAGGGUGUGGUACUUCCGUUGUUUUUUCUGUGCUGAUUUUCACAGACUUGCAUCAGGAAGUCCCAAGUUACAAUGUGAUGUUUAUACGUGGAACCUUGACCUGUGGGAGAGUGUGAAUAUAUAAUAGUUUUUUGUAUUGUCUACCAGGAGUAUGGCUUUUGGUGUAAGUUUGAAAAUAUCUGGUAUGGCCUAGCACAAGCAGUGAAACAAAUACAUAAAAUUGUAUAUCAGCUUAUCGGUUGACCUGGAUAACUAAGCGUUUCUGUUGCAGGCAAUAUUACUUAGCAUUUGAAAUGUUCCUAAACUGUAUAGACAUUCCAUUUGACUUUUAAUAUGAAUUAAUUAUUAAUUGAUUCUAAUUAAGGUGUCUGAGGUAACACUAAAUACUGAACAGUUCAGUGUAACUAAAUAUUUUAGUCUUCAUAGUGAAUCCCAUUUUACACUAGAAUGGUGUUUUCUCAGGUAAUAGUGACACUGACAUGUUUCGCCGUUUCAUGUUUUGAAAGUUUUCGCUGAAUGCUCAUCUGAGUGUUGUUAUUCAGUAAGAAACUUGUUCCCGACAGCAUUUCCUGCAGCACUGUUUCCACUGACACUUCAGGCGCAGUGGUAUCAAAUUUUCUAUCAUCCUAACCCUCCAGGCCAGUAUUUAAAUAUCCGCUAAGCUGACACUGUGGCAGUAUUUAAAUGGCCUGUCAGUAAGAAAUUUGUGACAUAUGAAUUGUCAAGUUUUUCCCACUUACAGUCACUCUGCAGCAAAUUGCUCCUCUCAAUAUCUGUUUCACGUUCCUCACUAUCUGAUGAUUUCUCAACCAUGACAAUCUUUUCGUCUUCAUCACUGUCUAAUUCACUUACUUCUUCUUCUUCUUCUAUGGCUCUCCUGUCCGUAUUCGGUCCAUGGCCUCCUCAAUUCUCCUCUUCCAUUCGGUCCUCUGUAAAGUGUUGGUGGCAUUGGUGUCUGGAUUACGUAACUCUGUUUUUUUUUUUUGGGGGGGGGGGGGGCUGUAGUCAAUAGCAUUUGUGUGUUCUCACGCCAUGCCCCUUAUAUUUUUGCACACAGUUCUACUUACAGUUUAAAGCUGAUGGCUGUUUGGUUGGCUAGAGUAGUAACGUGUGAAUCUGAGCAAAUAAUACAUAAAACUGGAUUUCAUAUUACGUUUUAAGUUUUUGUUUUUACCGUGUAUAGUCAACAUUUCUCUCAGACUUUCCACUCUGUGUACUUAAAGGAACGCCUCGUCCUGCAUAUAUUUCUACGCGUAUGGAGAAGAAAUGUGAGAGUUUAUACCAGGGGUGGGAAAACUACUUUUUUGCAGGCCAGAUAUAGCCCAUAAAGAUGUUUAUUUUAGCCUAUGCUAUUAUUUGUGUAUUAUAAAGAUCUCAUAUUAACUUUUGUUCUUCAGUGUAGAAGAAUGCAUUUUAUAAUCAUAAGGGAAUCGAGAUGCUCUCCUAUGGAAAUUGAAGUUUUUGGGUCCUAGUGCACGCACUUCUGUAGUUUACGUACAACUGCAUAUGAAAAUGCUGAACAGGUUUCAGGAGAGCAUGUCAAAAUCAAUCAGUUAUAAUGCAAUUUUUAUGUAUCUAUAAUUUAUAUUCAAUCGUCAUGAAUAAUUGGUGAUUCUUUAACAUUUU
Molecule: messenger RNA, 8256 nt
Organism: Zootermopsis nevadensis
Lineage: Eukaryota; Metazoa; Arthropoda; Insecta; Blattodea; Termopsidae
Source: RefSeq, a predicted model, not a curated record